Messenger RNA from Spizellomyces punctatus DAOM BR117, 2757 nucleotides. RefSeq lists its product as uncharacterized. Gene Ontology annotation, biological process: superoxide anion generation. The transcript has a single exon. The record is from RefSeq and is a predicted model, not a curated record. Bases 225 to 2459 code for a protein of 744 amino acids. NCBI's taxonomy places the organism in Eukaryota, Fungi, Chytridiomycota, Chytridiomycetes, Spizellomycetales, Spizellomycetaceae. Gene Ontology annotation, molecular function: protein binding; superoxide-generating NADPH oxidase activator activity; phosphatidylinositol binding.
GCUGCGCAAAAGUCACAGCGGAUCCCUUCCUUCUUUUUGCCUGCAGGGCAUUUUACUGCGCAUUUUUAGAUACGCAUUUCAUUAUCCCAUCCCUUGCUCCUUGACCCUUUUUUUUUUUAUAAAGGCCUCUUGCCAUUUCGUUCUUUCUUGCAUGGGCUGAAGCACAUAUAAAUAUAGAGUGAACGAGUUGGGCACACUCCAAAGCAAUAAUCAAGCAUUCAAGAAUGCCUCCUCGACCGCUUCCAGCCGCUGUAAAGCUGGCACCCGUCUUGGAAACUGCUCGUGUUUCGGCAUACCAAAAGUUUGACGACGGAAAGAUUUGGUACAAGGUCAAUGUCAUUCCGUCAACAGUUACUGGAAACGCGAAAAAGAAGCGCCUCUCGUUUGUAGCUGCCCCACGUCCCUAUGCUGUCUGGAGACGCUAUGACCACUUUGUAGACUUUCACACGGCUCUUGCCGCACAGCUGAAAAAGGAUCCCUCUGCGGCCGCCGGCCGGAGAUUGCCCCAGCUCCCGAAAAGCAGAUUUUUUGUCACUCGUGCAGUCUGCGAGGAGCGCGUAACAAGGUUAGAUGCUUACACUAGAGAGCUGUUGACCAUGCCAGAGCGUGUGACGAGAAAUCUCCUCUUUGGCGAAUUCUUUGGGCUGUGGAUCAAAGACAUUGAACCGGGGCGAGACUUGAACGAUUUGAAGACAGGUGCAAAGCCAGAGGAUGAUGAAGACAUUCCUUUGGACGAGCCUUGGUUGAAGUCCGUAGAAGAAAAACGAAUGUCCAGAAAGCUUGAAAUGCGAUCUCUCGGUCGCGGACUCAACACUCUCCUUAGAUCAACAAGUGCAGAAUUCGCUGCGGUUCUGGGGCCCCCGACUCCUCCAAAGUCUCCAGAGCACAGUCGGUCGCCCUCAGCAGGAUCGGCCAAGCCGGCCCGCAAAUCUCGAGACAGUGCAGGUAGUAACAACACCGCCGAAAUGGAAGACUAUGCACAAGCCUUUGUCGCUGCUGUGCUGGCUGGCGAAGUAAAAUCGGCCCAGGAGGAUGAAUUGAGGACGAACACCAUGGCCAAAACUCGUCAGCUUCAACAGGAGGUCAAAAGUGCUGGGCCAGUGCUUACGACAUUAGAGCGCGGACAAAAUGAGAGGAACCAACCUCUGGACUACUCUGGUCCACCUCCUGAGAUCCCUAAAAGGGCACAGUCUCACGGAUGGGCGAGCUCGUCAUCAAGUCCCGUUCCUCCUUCGCCUACGCUUUCCAAUUCAUCAGCUACUUCGACUGAAGCGGAAGCAGGUGCGGCGUCAGGAGGCGACGAGUCAUCAGCACUCCCUUCACCCUCCACCGCCCAAUUCCGCAUGUUACGCACUCCGUCACCCACAUCGUUACAGUCUCCCGGUCUUACUAGCCCGCGUCCCAUUGGUAUGAAAUCGAGCGAGAGACAGAGAACCCUCGCUCGCGCCGCCACUGUCCAAUCUGGUCCCCUUCGUCAUCCCAUGGCCAAGCGCACCGGAACUGUCACGGAAGGACGACGAGACCCUUCACCACCCCAGGGAAGGAAGAACCUUCUUGUCAACUCAUCGCUUCAACGUAGCUUGACGUUAACUCGACAUUACAGUACACCCAGUUUGGACAGGAUCGCAAGUCCAUCCAACGAGAAAAAUCCAACGAUUCCUGUCUCUCCCGUCAGUCCCCCUCCAUCCAGUGCCGGUCCAAACCUCAUGCCCUCCUUUCAAGACCCCUCUGUCUCCUCGGCCCCUCCACCACCAGAGCUCCACCGCAACCUGUCUGAACCCUCUCUUCAAACUCUACAGCGAACAGCAACGGUUGGGGUCGAAGUCAAACGCGAACGCUCUCUCCUCAAACGGGCCAAAACCAUAGGCACGCGGCUGAAACCCGCUCCGAAACCAGUAAUUCCCAAAGAACUUGAAGACAUGUCCACUGUUCCCCCUUGGAACCGCGAUCUGAAAGUUCUCCAACGCCAAGGAUCCGUCAGAUUGGGUGUCGUCACGCACGACGAUCCUCCAUCGGUGGCUCCACUGUACAGAAGUAAUACUACUAUAGCCCCUACACGUAAACCCGAAAUAAUCACCAGAAUCCAAAAACCAAAUCAAGACAUCUUGUCUCCAAUCCCAGGCAUUCCGCCCAACAAGGCAAAACGGUCCUCCCUCCUCUUCCGGUCUCACUCCUUGUCCACCCAAGCAGAACUUCCGUCCCAUUUCAUUCAACUGAAGGCACUGUAUGAUCCUCACAUUAUUUUGUUGAAAAUCUCGCGAACUGUGCCGUUGCCCGACGUGCUCGACAGAUUGAGUCGAAAGUUUUCCAUGGUUGUAGGAAAGGAAGUCAAGGUUGUCGGAGUGACUUACAAGGAUGCCGAGGACCACAUGAUUACUGUUACAGAUGAAGAAGAUUGGAUCAUCUGCAAGGAUAUGUGUGUUGGAAGGUUGUGUGUGUGGGCAAAGGUUGAUGAUUGAGUUGUUAAAGGUGUCCUAUCAUAAGUCGUUUUUUAUUAUGUCAUAGAUUGUAUUUAGGAGAGUAAGCGAGCUCCGUGCAUAGAUUAUCCAGGAAAGGGCUUGUAACUCCUUCCAUUGUAAAGCGAAUAUAACCAUAUUUUAUGUUACUUUUGGACCAACACCAGACAGAAGCCAUGGGUCUCAUAAAGGAAAAUAAGACUAUAUUUCACAGACAUUUUUAAGCCGAAUUACCAACAAGAACCAUCAAACAACCCAUCUCGCCGAAACGAUUACUCGUCCUCCAACACCACAUCCUCAU